AGCCUAUCUCUUCAUAUACUGAGAGGAUUUGUGCCGCUGUAGGCCUGGAGAUGGGUCCCACGGCUGACUCCUCAAUGACGACCAAUCGGUGGCCAGGAUUGUAAAUGAGAGAGAGAGAGAGAGGGAGAGGGGGGAAGGAAAACUUUUCUUUCUUUUUUUUUCGACAGGAGGAGGGGUGUUGUGGGGAAAUGCUCGGCGGACCGUGAAGCGUAACAGCAAGAAGGGGGACAAAGACGCACAUAGCGGUACGAAAUGCGAUAGAUAGAAACCUUUUCUGAGUGAAAAAAAAAAAACCAUAGGAAUGCGUGGAUGGAUUUUAAAAAGUGGUAGAGCUGGUGGAAGACGAGUCGAAACUAAUAAUGGCAAGAAAGAUUAGUUCAAGUGUGCAAACUGAGUUGUGGACAAACACUGUGGUUAGACUGCGCGUUAACUUUGGAUAAGCCCUGCGGCGCGGCGCACUGUCCACCACCUCGUAUCUGCACCGGAGGCAUGGAGCAGACGCAGACUGCAGUUUGGAGUAGGAUUCCUCACUUUUAGACGGACGUGCUUCUCGGGAUGACUGUUGCCGCUGCGCUGUUUCCCCUUUUUUUUUGCAGCCACGCGUGGUGAUUUCCCUGAGUCAGAUCCUGACUUCCACUGUUUAAAGCUGUGCAGGAGGAGGCAAACUCAACCAACGUGCGAGUCUGUGGAUAAUGUGAUCAAGUGUAGCCUAUAUAUAUAUAUAUAUAUAUUUUUUUUUUUUUUUCGACUGCGCUGGUGACAAAAUGUUUGGUUACAGAAAAACAUGUAUGGAAUACUUAUGUGAACUUCAGUCUGUGAGAUUCCGUGUGUGAAUUGUCCAUAUCCUAAUGUGCUGGUCGAGAAAGUGCACGUCACCGAACUAGAACUCCAUCCAAGCAUGAAAUGUUGGUGCAGCGCCCUGGCACUUCUCCCAUGGGUGCUGGUGGCCAUAGAUGCCCAGCUAAUCUGCUGGCAGGCGCUUCUUCGGUGCCACGACGAACCUGAGUGUGAUCUCGCGUACAGUCAGUACUUAGCGGCCUGUGAGGGGAACAUCCGAGGGACGAGGAGGCAGUGUCCGAGCCACUGCAUCAACGCGCUGAUCAGGCUCAAUCACACCCGCAGCGGGCCGGACCUGGAGACCUGCGACUGCGCCCAGGACCUGGAGUGCCUCAGCGCCAAACAAGCCAUAGAGCCGUGCCUCCCCCGCAGAUACCCGAGCGAUGCCGGGGGGAUAGGGUGCAUGGAGGCCCGGCAGCGCUGCGAGGAGGACAGCAACUGCCACACCUCCCUCACGGCCUACUUGUCGUACUGCGGGCAGUUGUUCAAUGGCAGGAAGUGCUCCUCAAAGUGUAAAGCCACCAUUCAGCAGAUGCUGUUCAUUCCAAAUGGCAUGCUGCUCAACCGCUGUGUUUGCGAUGGGGUAGAGAGGCCUUUCUGUGAAGUGGUCAAGGAGAACAUGAGCAAACUUUGCGCCAUAGGAGACCACAAUGUUAUUUCAGACCAGCCUGAUGUGGAGGACAUAUAUGAGGAUGAGGACUAUGACCCUAAAGGUGACAGAGAGGAGGUGUAUCCUGACCAUUCCUCUGCUUCCCAGAGGUCGUCCAGCUGCAUGACCCUCCUGUUUCUGUCUCUAGCACGGAUAUUAUACUGAGAGGAUCGGUACUUGAAAUAUUUGUUGGCUUUAUAAAUGAGCGUGUGUGGGGGGGAAAUGACUGUUCAAGAGUGUAAGGUCACUCCUGACUUACUCUAAGACACUUCAGCACAGCCUUGUGUUGUUGGCACAGAACUUGAACCCAGAUCUGCUGGAUGAGGAAAGUUAUUUUUCACCCACAGGACUCUGUGCCUUACCAUUAGUUACAUGGAGACAUGGAGAGCACAGUAGUGAUUUGUGUAGGCUUUCCACAACUGUACAAUUUGCAUAGUUAUUCUGACUCAGGAAAACUGCUCUUUUUGAUUUGUAAUUCAAAUCCUUCCGUAGAUGGCCUUGCAGUGCUCUGAGUGAGCUGCUCGCUUUUUUGCUGAGUAGAGGAAAGCCUGUUGAGAAAAAUGGCAAAAAUAUUUUCAAGGUGACGGUGAGAGGAAAUGAAGCAAAAUCAGACUUUUUUGCAGGGCAUUGCCAUUUUGUGUGCCUUUAAAAAAAAAAAAAAAGCUCCUGUUUGUUUGGUUUGGUUUCAAUGGUACUUGGAGUGUGGCUUUAUUAAGACCUUAGACAAACAUUGGACCCAUACAGUCUCUGUUUGCUCUGCUCUCCAUUUCAGGGGCCACUGCAUUGUUGCAGAAACCACACUUCAAAUAUUUGUGGGAACAGUCAGAGGACAGGCAAGGGUGUGGGAUCAAGUACUUAAAUUAACUGAAGCGCCUCUCUAGCACUCUGUCUGGGGCCCCUCCCCCGGUUGAGAUUGUUUUAUUGAACUUUUCCUGAGACCCCGCCGCCCCCCACCCCUCCUUCCUCCUCUCUACUGCCUGCCCCCUUUCACGCCUUUAAAAGACCCCCAUCUUUAUUACUGCUUUCACACUGAAGCAACAACCGAGGAAAACCUGUCUGCUGCUGGUGUGAGGAGGGUCAGCGUAUCAUACCUGCAGUUUGUCCGAGGUCUGACACCGCUUGGUUUUGUUAUGCAGGAAACUCUAAACAAACCGCGUGAUUAGAACGUAAAUUAGUUUUUAUAAACUCACUGAACAAAGAAAGUUAAUUUCAUGGGUAUGAAGGAUUAUUAUUAAGUGACUGUAGCAGUGUCACAACAGUGACAACAACAUAUUCACUCAGAAAUAGUCUGACAUGAAUGGUCAAGCACAGGUUGAAUGCAUGUGAAUUAUUUUUGUGACACAGAAUUUGUGAGGAGUUUGAGAGUGUUGCUAACUAAAGCAGAGUUUUCUUAGGCCACGUUUUAACAUGCAGGGUUGUCACUAAGUGCUUUUUAAAUGAACUUGCACAAAUACACAUAAAGGUCAAACUAAUUACAAUGAGAUUUAGUUCAGUUCACAAAUUCCUCAUAAGUGUCUUCUUUGAGGGCUUUUAUUUUGUGUGUUUUUGUUGUUGGAAACAUUUACAUAAUAAGAUGCGCUAUAUGGCGACUAAGCAGCGCACAGAGCUGAUGUUACCUGUUUGUACUGUAGGUCCAGGAAGUCAAACCAGCAGCCACGUUAAGCUGUUUAGCAAAAAGGGAAAGUAAAAAAAAGUUUUUAUGUUUGUAUUGAUCACUUGUAAAAUGAAGCUGUCCAUUUGUGUCUCCGCCACUUGAAAUAGUGUCAAAACUAAUCUUCUUUGUUUUGGUAUGAAGUUUUGAACAGUGUAGAUAAAUGUUAAAUUAUGAAGCUAGAAUAUGAAGAAUGUGUAUAUAUUUUACAGUUAUAUGCAGUAAAAUAAGCCAGUGUGUGGCCACUGUCACAGCAAGUUGCAUUUAAUACAAAAUAAACACACAAAUGUAGCUCAGA
Messenger RNA from Seriola aureovittata, 3435 nucleotides. Its product is annotated as growth arrest-specific protein 1. The transcript has a single exon. Lineage: Eukaryota; Metazoa; Chordata; Actinopteri; Carangiformes; Carangidae. Gene Ontology annotation, biological process: regulation of cell cycle. The record is from RefSeq and is a predicted model, not a curated record. Bases 899 to 1651 code for a protein of 250 amino acids.